UCGUGAACAAAAGGUAUUCCUGGCGGCAUUGUUGCGUUGCACUUCGAGAACGUUCUAAAGGAAAUGUCUGUCAAUAUCGACAUGGAGAAUUUCUCCGCGAAGAAGAAUUUGCGUCGACGUACUCUGAAUACGCUGAAAUCAGCGGUGACAGCGCUGAAACAAAUCGCCAAUUCGGAACUCGAGGAGUUGGGUGAGCAGCUGCCCCGGUACCGGCCGGACUCCAUCGCGGCUCUACGACGAGCCACGCGCUUCACCGAGCCGGAAUUGAAGAGACUAUAUCGAGGGUUCAAGGCGGAGUGUCCUACAGGCGUAGUGAAAGAAGACACUUUCAAGAUUAUCUACUCGCAGUUCUUCCCGCAAGGAGCGAACACCGCUCAGUAUGCGCACUAUGUUUUCAACACUCUCGACCAAGAUAGAAGUGGCUUGUUAAGUUUUGAGGAGUUCGUUACUGGCCUUUCAAUACUAUCGAGAGGGACACUGGAAGAGAAGCUUCGUUGGACGUUCUCUUUGUACGAUAUAAACGGCGACGGGUGCGUUACAAAAGAAGAGAUGACUGAGAUUGUUGGCGCCAUCUAUGAUCUGAUGGGGAAGAUUGUGGAACCGAUGGUCGAUGAUGACGUCGUAAGGGAUAAGGUGGAAAGGCUAUUUCAGAAAAUGGAUCUUAACCGAGAUGGAGUCCUCACGCUGGACGAAUUCCUGGACUGCUGCAUCCGAGACGAAGAGAUCUCCAGGUCCAUGGGCGUGUUCGACAGCAACUUCUGACGGCCUGUUGAAGUGCGCGCCCUUCUGCGCCGCACACCUCCACCUAACGCACGGAACGUAGACGAAAAAAUGACGUCACAGAUUUCCACAUUAAAAAAUUGAAUCCUAGUGCGCUGAUUGGUUAGUUUGAAAGACGCGUGUGUUCAUAAUUUCCUAUAGCUUCAUUGGUGAGCAUUGAUCAUAUGAACUCUAUGCCUACCUUUUUUGCUAUUUGGGUCUUCGAAUGCGUGACCCUAAAAGUGCGCGCACGGUGAAGGAGUCAUAUUAUUAUUAUGCAUAGGUACAUGAUAAGAAUUUUGCAUGAUUCGUUGCAUUGCAAUAGUGUGCAUCCAGGUGACUUAUUCGUAUUUCUCAUCAUUGGGUUGAUAAAUUUAGAGGUGCCUAAUGCAUAUUAUGCGGUGCCUCUUAAUCGUACCAUGCGUUAAGAAUAAAAAAUUUUAAGUCGUCACAUUUGUAUAAAUAGUUGUUAGCGCUUUAUUAUUUUUACUUGAAGAAACAGACCAAGUCUUAGAAUGCGAGUGUGAAUUGGAUAUAAUGUCGUUAUACGCAUAAUAAACGAUGUAAAUCAGAAUGUAUAACAAUCAAGUGAUGUAAGAAUUUGGUGAAAAUGGGUUUUUGUGAGAUGCGGGUAGAUGAGUGAAGAACGAGUAAAAAAAUACUUUCGUCAGGCUAAUUUGCCUUUUCACUAGACAGACAUUGUAUUUAAAUGAGUAGUUCCCAAAUCGUGUUCUGGAUAUAGGAAGCUGUACCACAUUUGUAUACAACCAAAAUGAUGCAGUUAAAAAUUGCUGAACGCCUCUGGUGUUGCCGGAUAAACUUAGGAACGUGUCGAUAUCGUCGUUUUAGCUACUAAUCGUCGAACAGUUAGUCACACAGUUAAAAAAUGGUUAGGUUGCGAGAUGAAUUCUGAAUAAUACCUUCAUUAUAAAGGUCAGAGACGGCCAUUAUACUCUGGUAAACUAGAAAUAUGAAAUGCUUACUUGAAAGAUCCUUUCUAAUUGUAAUAGAUAGAGUAUAAAUGAGGUGUUUUUCUAUUGGACGUUAGCUUUGAUUAGGUGUUUUAUAUAUUUUUUUGCCCGUAGACAUGAAUAGACGAGUAGAUAGGUAGAUAUAAAAUUUUUGCCUUACAGUCUGGGCGCAAAAUACUUAUGGCUGAGAUAGUUCUUGUCUGUUCUUGUCAAGCUGAUAGCUUCGGUUUCAAUCUAGUUCUACUUUAGGGAGUAAUCAAUAUCAAUACUUAGAUCGAUCUUUAAAAUUCUUUGCAUGUUUCCUCCUCAUCUCAGUAAAAAGUAGCUUCUUAAUAGUAGAUACACCGUACAGAGAAAAUCUAAUAUCUUGAAUCACUUUGAUUGGUACCAAGGUUUUUUAAAAUAAUUCUAAAUUUAAAAGUCAAUAAUUAAAUAACCUUUGUAUUUAUGUAGGUACCUACUCUAUUUACUCGUAUGUGUCUGAUCUAAACAUUAUUAAUUUAAAUGUUUUUAAUUGAUAUUAUUAUUAAAAUUAUAACUUAAACAAAAACUGAUACAGAUAUGUACCUAUUUAAUAUGAUAUAUGUGCAUAUAGGAAGGUAUACAUCGUAUUCUAGUGUGGAAUAUAAAUAAAAAUACUUACUUAAAUUGUAAUACUAUCGUAUCUGUCGCUUUAUCUCUCUUCAAUUCUUUUCGAAUCCUUCAUAGCUUUCCCUGUUUUAAAUUGUUCCGGCCAUUUUUUAUAGAAUGUUUAGAAUAAAAUAUUUAUUAAAGACGUUCAUAGUGUACCUACGGUAGGGUUUGUAUUAUAUGAAAUGUAUUAUCUGAAUCAACCUUUAUGUUCUCAUUUGAAAAAUUGUUUUUUAACGUAUUCUAGACGCAAAUAUUAUUACAGUCCAGCACUACUUAGAUGGCCUAACACGGUUGAUGAUCAUCAGUACAGUUUAAAAUAGAAGAAACACUGCCAUAAAUUUACAUCAUUAAAUCAUCAAAGGUUCUACCUACAUAGGUACUAGGUACAUUAAAAAGAUUCUGGAAAAUCAAAAAUUUUUUUUUUCGUCGUGAUGACAAUAAUAAAAAUAUAAAAGUUAUUUUUGAAAAGAAUUCCACAUAACUAUGUAUAUGUAUAUUAAGUUCCAACUGAGAAUAUUUUUCUAUUUAAAAUGUUUUCGUUUUUAUCAAACUUGCGUAGUUACAUGUCUUUAUUUUUAGAAAUUUAAAAUCACACGUCAAUAUAAACUUGUAGGCAUCUAUUUUCUAAGAUAUUAUCAUAAAUGUGUAAAUAAUAUUGUAUAUAAUUAAAUUAUGAAAUAGAAUUAAAUGUGUAUAUUUUCAUAGUGAAUGUUAAAUGGAACCAAAUAAGUAGAUGGCGUACUAAAAAUCUUUAGAAAUAAUUUGUUGAAAGUCACGAUAAUAUAUAAAUAUAUAUUAUGAAGUGAAUUGUGAUGUUAAACAAAAAAAUAAACGCACUUCAUGAUUUGAAUAAUAUUUUUUUUACAGUUUCAAACUAAUCAAUGUUUUUGUCACACAGUAAGCAUCAUUAUUGGUCGAGCUUAAAUAGUUAAGUAAUUUAUGUGUCUUCCUGAACAGAAAACCUCUCAAAAUAUUAUUCGUUGUAGCAAAUUUCAGAGUUUAAAAAAAUAUGGGGUUGUUCACGCAGAGAAAACCUAAGUAUUUGAAGCAAAUAAUAAGUAUGUUCAGUCAACCUUUCCAAAUUCACUACAAAUGUAUGCAUAGUACAUGUUAUGUGUAUAAUUGUGAGGUUAACCGAUAAGAAAAGAGAAAAUAUAAGACGACUGCAGUCGCUGCACUUCCUUUCGGGACUUGCUUCCAGAUUUCUGCUUUGUCCCUCUACUUCCAUUAUGCCUGAAUGACCAAAGUAUAAUUCGUAACUUCUAUAAAUUGCCUGAAUGACCAUUCGUCAUAAUAAUGCCAAUAUCACAAUAGAAAUCUGAUCCUCUAAUAAUUUUUCACGUUUCUGUAGUCCCAUGCUAAUAUUUAAUUGAAAUAUUAUGAAAUUUUUCAUCAUAUUGAAUUUUACCAAUCCUGAUACUAUCAACUUUCACGCAUUAUUUAUCCCCAAUGCACAAUCCUCAACAAGAAAAAAUACCAGACAGGAAAAUAAGGGAUUUAAUAGGUAUCCAUUACUUAUAAGAUAUUUGGAUACCAUUAAGCCUAGUAACCAUAAAAUGAAAGUCUUAUGAAAUGAAAAUAAAAAAGAAAAGUUGAAAAUUCAAGGUAUUUUAUAUUAUUAUCUAUUGUAAUAAUAUAUUAUAUAGGUAGGGAACCUAUAGAAUUUUAAUCUAGAUUUUCUUAAUUUUGAGGUCUUAAUAUUGUUAAAUAUAAUAUAUUGAAAUGUUAGAAUUCAUUUAAAAUGAAUCAAUUUGUACAGCCAGAGUAAUAAAAUGUGUCCUAGUGCCAAAAUAUUUAAAAUUAUGAACAUUUAUGCUGCUUUUGUAUUUAGUAUCCAAAAUUGUAAAAUAUAGGUAUCGUGAUUCCCUAACAAAUACCUAUCGCCGUUUUAUGUUAUAUGAUAAAUUGCAUCGAUGUGUAUUGUUGUAUGAAAUCAUUCAGUGUAAUAAUAGGCCUAUUAGGAGAAUAAAUGAACAAAUAUCGAUUUUUCUUAAAGUUCUAGUCUAAAGUCUACAGGUAUUUGAUGUUAGUUAUUUUAGCGUAGUACUGUUUCGUCCUAUAGGGCAGGACAUCAAUGUCAUGAAUGUGAUUUCAUAACCGCAGCUAAAAAAUUGCAAAAGUUGUGCCCGUUAUUAAAUUUUCAGUGUUUGAUAUCAGUGGGACUAUUCAGGAACGUUGUUAAGAGAAAAGCUUCCAUAAGUUUGCAUCAUAGUCAAGGAUCUUCGAUAUAAAAAUAAUCGUGUUACCCACUAGUCGCUAGCCCCUAUACUAUACCAAGCAAAACUCAGGGUAGCCAGUAACCAUACAGAACAGAACAUUUAUCUGAGAAAAGUAUCAAUAAAUAUAAUAAGUUAAUCUUUAACAAUAUUUGACGCUAGGUGGGCGAACUAAAAUGAGUUGGAAAAUAUAUUAUUUCUUUCCCCUACUUUUCUUUUUUGUUCAUGUUGCGUAGGCGCUUAUGUUUUGUUCUGGAGAUAAUCUUAUUACAUAUCAAUUAUCUAUCAGUCAUUGUUAUAAUCAUCUCCAAUUUAUUCAAAUCUGUAGUAUUUAUCCCAUUGUUAAAUAAUUUCCCAAUUUUAUUGUGCACAUUAAUUUUCUUAUCUAUCUAAACUAAAAUAAUAAUUGUGUGUACUGUUGGUACCAAUGUCGGUACUCGUGCAUGAAAUGUAUGGGUGUUCAUGAUCAUUAUUUAGAAACGAAUAAUUGAAUAAUAAAAUGUUUAUUUAC
Messenger RNA from Amyelois transitella, 5090 nucleotides. Its product is annotated as Kv channel-interacting protein 4. Gene Ontology annotation, molecular function: calcium ion binding. The record is from RefSeq and is a predicted model, not a curated record. The transcript is spliced from 5 exons. The coding region runs from base 64 to 762 and encodes 232 amino acids. Lineage: Eukaryota; Metazoa; Arthropoda; Insecta; Lepidoptera; Pyralidae.